Australozyma saopauloensis is the source of this 1134-nucleotide messenger RNA. It is a transcript of the gene ERG6, whose product is annotated as sterol 24-C-methyltransferase. The transcript has a single exon. Gene Ontology annotation, biological process: ergosterol biosynthetic process. Gene Ontology annotation, cellular component: endoplasmic reticulum. The record is from RefSeq and is a predicted model, not a curated record. Gene Ontology annotation, molecular function: sterol 24-C-methyltransferase activity. Bases 1 to 1134 code for a protein of 377 amino acids. NCBI's taxonomy places the organism in Eukaryota, Fungi, Ascomycota, Pichiomycetes, Serinales, Metschnikowiaceae.
AUGCCUUCUUCCGUCAAAUUGGCUCAGAAAGACCACAAAAAAGACCGCGACUUCGCUAAGGCUAUGCACGGUGAUUCCUUCAAGAAGAGUGGUCUUGGUGCUCUUAUGUCCAAAUCUGGCGAUGCCUCCAACGUCGCUAACGAGGGCUACUUCAAGCACUGGGACGGUGGUAUCACCGAGAAAGACGAGGACAAGAGAUUGGCCGACUACUCCAACUUGACUGCCCACUACUACAACUUGGUCACUGACUUCUACGAGUACGGAUGGGGCUCUUCUUUCCACUUCUCGCGUUACUACAAGGGUGAGGCUUUCAGACAAGCCACCGCCAGACACGAGCACUACUUGGCUCACAAGAUGAACAUCAACGAGAACAUGCGUGUCUUGGAUGUCGGAUGUGGUGUUGGUGGUCCCGCCAGAGAGAUCUGUAGAUUCACCGACUGUACCAUUGUUGGUUUGAACAACAACGACUACCAAAUCGAGAGAGCCAACCACUACGCCCAAAAGUACAAGUUGGACCACAAGUUGUCUUUCGUCAAGGGUGACUUCAUGCAGAUGGACUUUGAGCCUGAGAGCUUCGAUGCUGUCUAUGCCAUCGAGGCCACCGUACAUGCUCCUGUCUUGGAGGGUGUCUACAGCGAGAUCUACAAGGUUUUGAAGCCUGGUGGAGUUUUCGGUGUUUACGAGUGGGUCAUGACCGAUGCUUACGAUGAGAACAACGAGGAGCACCGUAAGAUUGCCUACGGUAUCGAGGUCGGUGAUGGUAUUCCAAAGAUGUACAAGAGAGAGGUUGCCGAGCAAGCCUUGAAGAACGUUGGUUUCACUGUCGAGUACGAGAAGGAUUUGGCUGAUGUCAAUGAUGAGAUUCCAUGGUACUACCCAUUGGCUGGUGAGUGGAAGCACAUUCAAACCCUCUCUGACUACUACACCAUUUUCAGAACUUCUCGUAUCGGUAGAUUUUUCACCACCGAGUUGGUCGGUUUGUUGGAGAAGGUCGGCUUUGCUCCAAAGGGUUCCAAGCAGGUCACUGGUGCUUUGGAGGAUGCCGCUAUCAACUUGGUUGAGGGUGGUAGACAAAAGUUGUUCACUCCAAUGAUGUUGUACAUUGCUAGAAAGCCAUUGGACAGCAAGGAGUAA